Messenger RNA from Rangifer tarandus platyrhynchus (Svalbard reindeer), 321 nucleotides. Lineage: Eukaryota; Metazoa; Chordata; Mammalia; Artiodactyla; Cervidae. The record is from the annotation of a GenBank genome assembly.
AUGCCUCGCUCUGACCGCAGGGGCCAGCUGCUUGUUGGGAGAGGGUUUGUGCCUUGUAUCCAGCCUGGCACAGCCACUUGCCCGCACAGCAGCCCCAGUGCGAUCGGCACCGUCUGUCAGGUGACACAGGAUGCGCUGCUGUCUCCCGAGGGGUGCCCGGUGCUCACAGCGCCCAGGAGCCCCCGGCCCCGUCGCUGGCUGGUGAUGGGUGGGAGAGCCUGCUCCUCUGCGACUUUUCCUUUGCCUGAGCGAGUGGCCUCCACUCACAUGGACUCUCUUGUGUCAAGCACUUGUCAGGAACGUGACCUGGGCUGCUUCUAG